AUGUCACCCUCUGAUUUCCUGGACAAGCUUAUGGGACGAACGUCAGGGUAUGACGCCCGGAUUCGACCCAACUUCAAAGGUCCACCCGUCAACGUGACGUGCAACAUCUUCAUCAACAGCUUCGGCUCCGUCACUGAGACCACCAUGGACUACCGGGUGAAUGUCUUCCUGCGGCAGCAGUGGAACGACCCCCGCUUGGCUUACCGUGAGUACCCCGAUGACUCCCUCGACCUCGACCCUUCCAUGCUCGACUCUAUCUGGAAGCCAGACUUGUUCUUCGCCAAUGAAAAAGGGGCCAAUUUCCAUGAGGUCACCACUGACAACAAGCUGCUGCGCAUCUUCAAGAAUGGCAACGUGCUCUACAGCAUUAGGCUGACGCUGAUCCUUUCCUGCCCCAUGGACCUCAAGAACUUCCCCAUGGACAUCCAGACAUGCACCAUGCAGCUGGAGAGCUUUGGCUACACCAUGAACGACCUCAUCUUCGAGUGGCUGGGGGGGCAGGGGGGCAAGUUCACCUGCAUCGAGGUGAAGUUCCACCUGGAGAGGCAGAUGGGUUACUACCUGAUCCAGAUGUACAUCCCCAGCCUGCUCAUCGUCAUCCUAUCCUGGGUCUCCUUCUGGAUCAACAUGGACGCAGCACCAGCCCGGGUGGGCUUGGGCAUCACCACUGUGCUCACCAUGACCACGCAGAGCGCCGGCUCCCGUGCCUCCCUGCCCAAGGUCUCCUACGUGAAGGCCAUCGACAUCUGGAUGGCCGUGUGCCUGGUCUUUGUCUUUGCCGCCUUGUUGGAGUACGCAGCCGUCAACUUUGUCUCCCGCCAGCACAAGGAGUUCAUGCGCCUCCGCCGGCGCCAGCGGCGGCAGAGGAUGGGCCUGAGCAGCGGGACGGCCAGCCUGGAGUCCCUGCGGCAGCUGAGCGGCCGGCACGGCGGCGAGCACACCUACGCAACGCUCUCGCAGCUCUCCAGCUCCCGGCGCCUGUGCAGGCUGACCUCAGCGAGGAGCUUCUCUCCGGGGUUUGGAGGGCAGUGCCGAUCUGAGAUGGCGUUUGGGAUCCGGCACCCGGGCUGCGUCAUCUACAGCCCCCCCCCAGCCAGCGUGCUGCUGCGGGAAGGGGAGAGCCUCCACAGGCGCUACAUUGACCGGGCUAAGCGUAUCGACACCAUCUCCCGAGCCGUUUUCCCCUUCACCUUCUUGGUCUUCAAUAUCUUCUACUGGGUUGUCUACAAAGUGCUGCGCUCAGAGGACAUCCACUCGGUGCCCUGA
Charadrius vociferus (killdeer) is the source of this 1266-nucleotide messenger RNA. RefSeq names its product glycine receptor, alpha 4 (gene GLRA4). The coding region runs from base 1 to 1266 and encodes 421 amino acids. The transcript has 10 exons. Gene Ontology annotation, biological process: nervous system process; chemical synaptic transmission; chloride transmembrane transport. The record is from RefSeq and is a predicted model, not a curated record. Gene Ontology annotation, molecular function: chloride channel activity; extracellular ligand-gated monoatomic ion channel activity; neurotransmitter receptor activity. NCBI's taxonomy places the organism in Eukaryota, Metazoa, Chordata, Aves, Charadriiformes, Charadriidae. Gene Ontology annotation, cellular component: neuron projection; synapse; membrane.